CUGCGAGGCAGCUCACGCGUACCUCAGCUGCUCUCUUUACGCUCCACACUAAAUAACAUCGUUCAACUGCCCUGCACUGCCUUCAAGACUUGAAUAAUUAUAUAAAGUUUUAGAGGUCUCCCUAACUUUGAAUCUUGUUAAUAGAAAACUUUCGAAAACCACAAACUGUUCCAAGUUUGAACUCAGUUAUCUUGAACGCUGUAUAGAAUACAUCUUUGAUAUUUGUUCAAAGAAAAUUUCGGAAAACCCGAGGGAUGUUCGUCAGAGCGCUGGUCUUGUGCUGCGCGCUCGCCUCUGCGACCUGCACUCCGGUUGCUCAGGGUGCCGAUGGCUGGCCGUUGGUGUCAACAAAAGGUCGCAUUCAUGAAGACAUUAUGUCGACCGAAGGCAAAAAGCAUGAAGUGAAUCAAGCGGCGAAUAAUUUCUACGAAACAACAGAAGUUUCUGACGAAGAAUCCUCGAAGGAAAUAACAUCGACGACUAAAACACAUGGACUUGCCAAAGGCUCUGCAAGUAAUGUGAAUUUCCAAAUUAAAAAUCGGAAUUCACAUGCAUCGAAGCCUCGCGUACAGAAGCGCGAAAUUGGUUCAAUUUCAUCUUUGAACGAAAUCUUGAAAAGCACGAACCUGAUCUCUGAGAACCGGAGGGUGAACCUGGCAGCGGUUCUGCCCCUGCUGCAUCAUCUGGGGGAAAUGUUCGGCCACAUCGGCCCGCCCGGAGGCUGCGACGAGGGGAACUGCUGGCAGCGAUCCUCGACUGGCGAGUGCGUGAGGAACCUCAACUGCCUCAUGGGCAAGCAUAAUUUUGUUUACUGAACACAGAAAUAUGGCCGUGAAACUUCCAUACUUGUUACUUGCAUGCAAACUCAUGAUGACUUUUCUCACUAGAUGCAUCCGAGUAUAAAAUAUCCAAUAUAAAGUAAUUACGAAAUUGGAAUUUGCGCUCGAAAUCUGUAUGCCGUUACGACGUUACUCGCCUCGAUGGUGUAAAAACAGCAGCUCUGUAAUCAAGUAACAUAAACGUUGAUUGUGGUGAGAUUUGUUUUGUUACAAUGCAGAGUUUAGGGAGACGUUUCUGAUUCCUGUAGAUUUGUAGUGAGAAAUAUCACUGCAGUAAUUUUCGUUGCAAGUUCUUUUGUGCAUAGAGAAAACGAUGUAACGAUUAUUACACUUAGAAAACGUACUACAUUAAAUAUUCUAGUCA
Molecule: messenger RNA, 1203 nt
Organism: Hyalella azteca
Lineage: Eukaryota; Metazoa; Arthropoda; Malacostraca; Amphipoda; Hyalellidae
Exons: 2
Coding region: 255-815 (186 amino acids)
Source: RefSeq, a predicted model, not a curated record